This is a messenger RNA of Cyclocybe aegerita, 2091 nucleotides long. Lineage: Eukaryota; Fungi; Basidiomycota; Agaricomycetes; Agaricales; Hemipholiotaceae. The record is from the annotation of a GenBank genome assembly.
AUGCCUUCCAAAGAAUCCAACCCUCCUUUCUCUUGUCACUUGGGCCCAGGCUCGAAAGGCAUGGACAAGGGCUACUUCACGCAGUCCAAGCUCCUCUGGACGCCCAAGGAACCACGCAACACUUCCGUAGACAUAUUUCGACAAAAUAUCAACAGAAAGCACGGCUUGAACCUCAAGGACUACCAUGAUUUACACAGAUACUCUGUCGAGGACUACGCGUUCUGGCUCGACCUCUGGGAGUUCCUCGGCAUCGUGUCGUCUGUACCUCCCAAUAAGGACAAGAUCCUGAAACCCGGAAAACUGCUUCCAGAAGUUCCUUCUUGGUUCCCUGGGGCGCGACUGAACUACGCCGAGAACCUCCUUCUUCGAAAGGAUGAUGGCAUUGCACUCACGGAAGCCGGAGAAAUAGGGAUUGUGAAGUAUGUCACGUACCGGCAGUUGAACGAACGCGUCCGCGCGAUGGCUGCUGCGCUGCGUGUCAAUGGGUUGAAGCCAGGUGAUCGCGUCGCAGCUAUCAUGGCUAACACAAGCGCUGCAGUCGUGAUAGCUAUUGCAACCGCCAGCGUUGGAGGCAUUUUCUCAAGCACGGCCACUGACAUGGGAACCCAAGGCUUGCUGGAUAGAUAUCGUCAAAUUCAACCUAAGUUCAUCUUCGCGGAAACAGAGAUCCAAUAUUCGGGAAAGCGCGUCGACCUCCUCCCGAAAGUUACUAAGGUCAUCAAAGAUCUCUCCGAUCAAGGGCUUGAACGGGCCAUCCUCCUGCCUAGCAGGCUCUUUGGACGCGAGCUCCUUAUUCCAGACAUGUCGAAUAGUUCGCCUAUGGCGGAGUUCCUUAAAUCCGACGAUGGGCGCAAGCUUGAAUUUGAGCAACUGCCCUUUGGCCAUCCUUUGUGCAUCCUCUACAGCUCAGGCACCUCUGGGAAGCCGAAAUGCAUAGUACAUUGCGCCGGUGGCGUGCUCAUGAACACGAAAAAGAACUUUAAGUUUGGGUUCGGUGGAUCAUUUGACGAUGUUUACUUCCAAUAUACGACUACUGGCUGGAUGUUGUGGAACUUUAUGCUUGUUGGUCUUUCGUGCGGCUGCCGCCUGGUGCUCUACGACGGAUCGCCUUUCUACCCAGACAUCAAGACUUACCUCAAGUUCGUCAGUGACCAAGGUGUAACAAGAUGGGGAACGGGUCCGCGCUUCUUGGCUGAAGUACAAGGACGGGGAAUCAAGCCGCUGGAAGUCGCCUCUUUUGGAGGUUUGGCUAAUAUAACAGUCACUGGUGCCAUUACAACCGCUCCAAUGUUUCAAUGGGCUCAAGAGGCGUUCGGAAAGCACGUCCAUUUCGUAUCGACCUGCGGCGCGACUGAUAUCUGUGGAGCGUUCGUGACUGGUACGGCCAGCUUGCCUGUUUACGCUGGGGAAAUUCAAGUUAAGGACCUUGGAAUGAGAAUCGAGGUCUGGGAUCCAUUCGGGAAGAACAUUGAGCACACAGGCCAGCCUGGUGAGCUUGUCUGCACGCGUCCCCAUCCCUCCUUGCCCAUCAAGUUCUGGGGAGACGAGAAGGGAGAAAGGCUAAGAGACGCAUAUUUUAGUACAUAUCCAGGCGUCUGGAGGCAAGGCGACUUCAUAGUAAGCAACCCUGUCACCAAAGGAAUGCAGGUACUCGGACGGAGCGAUGGCGUCUUGAACCCCAGCGGCGUCCGCUUCGGGUCUGGGGAAAUAUACACUGUCAUGGAGCAGUUCUCGGACAUCGUCGACGACUCUCUUUGUAUUGGACAACGCCGUCCUGAGGAUAAGGAUGAACGCGUCCUCCUUUUUCUGAAAAUGCGCUCUGGAAACAAAUUUAGUCCUAAGCUCGUUGCGACAAUAAAAGACGCCAUCAAGGAAGGGCUCAGCGCACGACAUGUGCCAUCUUAUAUUUUCGAAAUAGCUGAUAUUCCGUAUACUGUCAACGGCAAGAAGAUCGAAAUAUCCGUCAAGCAAAUCGUCUCUGGAUCUAAUCUGCAGCCGAGCGGCACGGUCGCGAACCCGGAGGCGCUUCAGCUAUACUACAAGUAUAGAGAUAUUGAAAGGAUUGUCGGCGACGCCAGGUCUAAAUUGUAG